Saccostrea cuccullata (small rock oyster) is the source of this 720-nucleotide messenger RNA. RefSeq lists its product as uncharacterized. Bases 1 to 720 code for a protein of 239 amino acids. NCBI's taxonomy places the organism in Eukaryota, Metazoa, Mollusca, Bivalvia, Ostreida, Ostreidae. The transcript has a single exon. The record is from RefSeq and is a predicted model, not a curated record.
AUGGUGUCAGAAGUGGCGGAUAGUUCCACCUUCACAAGUAAGACACGGCUAUCAUGGAAUUAUGCGGCAUUCCCCCACCGACCAUGUACUGGUCUAGUUCGAAUUUGCCCUUUGUCCGAAGCCUGGAAAAGGUUUGAACAACAUGUAAAGCUGAUUUUCGCAGGCCCAUUGAAAGAAAAGGAUGAAGAGGAACAAGUCUCAUACCUUCUUCUAUUGUGGAUUGGCGAGAAAGGUCGUGAUAUUUAUAACACUUUUCCAGCAUUUUCGAACGACGACAUGAAGAAACUACAACCACACUAUGAUAGAUUUCUCAGGUACGUUCAACCCAAGUUAAACCCAAUCUUCGCCAAAUACAAGUUUAACAAUGAAGUACAGGGAACAAACACGUUUGAUCAGUUUGUGACUAAACUAAAACUAUUAGCAAGGGACUGCAACUUUAGUGACGCAGAGGAAAUGAUAAGAGAUAGAAUCGUGUUUGGGAUACAAUCAGAAAAAAUUCGGGAAAAACUUAUUAACGUUGGCGAGGUACUCACCCUAGAUAAAGCUGUACAGAUAGCUCAGGCAUACGAGUACUCUCAGGAACACCUCAAACUCAUGGGACAUCAAUCGGUACACGUACAAGCAUUGUCCAAGUCUACACCCCAUGCACACUCACCUGCAGAGAGGAGUGGUAGGAGACCACCCCACCAGACGAAGACACGAUCCACUCCGCCAAAGUGA